AUGGUUUCCCCGUUGUCCACGCCCAUCUUGCCACCAACUAGUUGUGCGCCAUCUCCCUCGGUGAUGACGCAAUCUGGUCCCACAACUUCUGUCGGUGUUGAAGUCCGAUACGGCCCUGCUUUGGGACUCGAUGUUGUGGACCUCGCUUCAAGUACGGAACCGAUCGGCUCCACGUUGACGCCUGAUGUCCGUGACAGUUCCGCUGCAAGUGACGAGCCGAUUGGAGUCGGAGAAUCUGCUGCAACCACUGAUCUGAUGAGCUCCGCGUUGACGCUUGAUGUCGUCGACAAUUUUGCUGCAAUUGGCGACCCUAUUGGGGCUAUUCCGUUGCCGACCACUCGAGUUGAAAAACCAAUAGUUGAUGAAACGAUCGCGGUUGGUAUGAUCGCUGGACUUCAUCAGCGGCUCGCAUCCCAGCAGGAUCUUGUGGAUAGCUGUCGCGAUCUGUAG
Molecule: messenger RNA, 450 nt
Organism: Peronospora matthiolae
Lineage: Eukaryota; Oomycota; Peronosporomycetes; Peronosporales; Peronosporaceae
Source: the annotation of a GenBank genome assembly